Leguminivora glycinivorella is the source of this 1857-nucleotide messenger RNA. It is a transcript of the gene Adck1, whose product is annotated as aarF domain-containing kinase 1. Lineage: Eukaryota; Metazoa; Arthropoda; Insecta; Lepidoptera; Tortricidae. The coding region runs from base 218 to 1804 and encodes 528 amino acids. Gene Ontology annotation, biological process: lipid homeostasis; mitochondrion organization; protein phosphorylation. Gene Ontology annotation, molecular function: ATP binding; protein kinase activity. Gene Ontology annotation, cellular component: mitochondrial inner membrane. The record is from RefSeq and is a predicted model, not a curated record. The transcript has 6 exons.
UGACGUUUAACGUCAUCGUCAAAAACCCAAAUUCCUUUCAUACUCAGGCUGAGUAAGACACAGAAGUAAUCAUGUAAUAUUUAUACUGGGAAUCUUUCUGUACGAUUCUAUAUUGCGUUGUAGUUGCGUACAAAUUCAAAGUGCGUUAGUUAUAGAAGUGCCUGUAUAAAUCUAAUAUGACAUAAUAUCCGUGAUACUUGCUUUUCGAUAACCGAAAAUGAUUCGCAAACUUUUUCCAAGAGUGAUCAAAUAUGGGUUAGUCAGUGGAGUAGCGGUCGGUAGUACCGCGUAUGCUCUAAAUUAUGAUUACAAUGGUAAUGUGAUCGUGAGGAUUUCAAGGACAGCAGUGACGGCAAUAGAAAUCGGGAAGACGUAUAAUGAUAUGUUGUACGGUAAAGAAUGGGACAGGAAUUCGCAGGAAUACAGUCAAGUUAAAAGUGCAGCGCACCGUAUUUGCGCGGAGAAAUUGUUGGAGCUGUGUAAAGCUAACAAAGGAGCGUAUAUAAAGGUUGGGCAGCAUGUUGGAGCACUGGAGUACCUAUUGCCCAAUGAGUAUGUCACCACUAUGCGUGUUUUGCAUAAAGAUGCGCCACAAAACACAGUAGAAGAACUGUAUGCAGUUAUUAAAGAAGACCUGAAUAAAGAUCCUGAAUCACUAUUUGACGAUUUUGAUGAACAACCACUGGGUACAGCCUCUCUAGCUCAAGUGCAUAAAGCCAAACUAAAAGACGGAACACCGGUCGCUGUCAAAGUUCAGCACCAUUUUGUUAAAAAGCACAUUGAAAUAGACAUCAUAUGGAUGGAAUUCGUUUUGAGGAUGAUGAUGAAAGUAUUUCCAGAUUUCGAACUGGCUUGGCUCAUAGAUGAAACAAAGAGGAACAUUGCUAAAGAAUUGGACUUUUUACAAGAAGGGAGAAAUGCUGAGAAAGUGGCCAAUAUGUUCAGGCAUUACAAAUGGCUGCAGAUUCCAAAGAUUUAUUGGGACUACAGCACUUCAAGAGUCUUGGUUAUGGAUUAUGUGGAAGGAGCCCAUGUUAAUGAUAUAAAAUAUAUUGAUAAACACAAUAUAGACCGCGCCGAUUUGUGCCGAAAGCUAGGUGACCUGUACUCCCACAUGAUCUUCAUCAGUGGUUUCGUGCACAGUGAUCCUCACCCUGGCAACAUCUUGCUGAGGAAAGAGCCUGGAGACAAGGAACUUACCAUGUAUCUGCUGGAUCACGGUUUGUAUGCUAAUCUCACAGACAAUUUCCGAUACCACUACUCGAAGCUGUGGCUGGCCAUCAUUUCGCGGGACCGCGAGGAAAUGCGGCUGCACUCCGAAGCCCUGGGCAUCCGCAGCCAACUGUACGGGUUGUUCGCCUGCAUCGUCACUGGUCGCCCGUGGGAGUCUAUCAUGAAAGGCAUUGAGAACACCAAGCCAUCUAGUAGUGAGAAAACAGUAUUCCAAAACGAGCUCCCAAACUUCGCUCACUACAUAACCCAGUGUCUAGAACACGUGGACAGGCAGGCUCUGCUGGUGCUAAAGACGAAUGAUUUGAUCCGGAGCAUUGAGUAUGCCGUCGGCAUGCAGGAGCGAAUGUGUGGCUUCAUGGUUAUGACGAAAUGCUGUUUAGAGAGCGUCUACGAGCAAGAAUACAAGACCGCCAAAUCAACACUAAGUAGGCAGUACGUUAACCUGAAAUUCACGUGGUCGAUGUUGACUCUGUACCUCUACUCCGUGUUUCUCAAUUUGAAAGAGAAAUUUUCGUCACCAAACGUUCGGGUCACAGUUCAUUCGACAGUCAAUCAGACCUUCACGCAGUAAACGGAUUUCCAAUUUGGUAAAUAGCAUAGGUUGUGUCAUUCACAAAGACGCGU